AUGCUGUCUCAAUCUUUUCUUUUGUCAUUUUUGCUUUGCCCAUUGGUCCUUGCGGUGAAUCCUCUAUUGUCAGAGAAAGCUGGCACACCACCCAUUAACCGGAACUCCACGCAAGGUGAUUCGAGCUAUAGAGCGCCUUACUUUCCCAUCCUAAACUGGACCCAAUAUGAAAACAACCCCAUCUUAGGAGCCAAUCAGGCACGAGGAUGGGAAUCAUCCUAUGUUUAUAACCCGACAGCAAUGGUUAUUGAUGAUAUGGUGGUCCUCAUUUACCGUGCGCAAAACUCGAGCCUCAUCUCGACUUUGGGUCUUGCCUGGUCAACGGACGGAUACAACUUCACUCGUUACACUGAUCCUAUAUUUUAUCCGACAGAGUCCUAUGAAAAUCGCGGAACUGAAGAUCCUCGAUUGAUCCGAGUCAACGGGACUUUCUAUAUGACCUACACAGGCUACAGCGAUUCCGAUGGUGUCAAGCUUUGCAUGGCCACAUCUGUUGACCUAUUAAACUGGAAUAAGACCGGACCUGUUUUACCUGAUAUCGAACACAGCAAGUCAGGUGCCAUUCUAGACGAAAUUCAACCUGACGGCACAUACCAUAUGCAUUGGGGUGACGACCAACUUUACUUAGCCACCUCCAUCGAUUUGAUCCACUGGACCAUGCCCACAAACAAUACUUACGCAACGAGUAUAUUGGAGUGGGAACAGGCGUUGAUCGAAUCUGGUCCACCUCCUGUGAAGACGCGGGAUGGCAAAUGGCUGAAGGUGUACAACGGCGUUGCGUCCCAAACACAAGGAAACUAUGUCAAGCAGCAGUAUUCAACAGGCCAGAUGCUCAUAGACCCCAUUACCUUCCCUUAUGGGCCUCCCGUCGCACGAUUAGAGACACCAGUCUUGACCCCGGACACUGCGGAUGAGAAGCAGGGCCAGGUAAAUAACGUCUUGUUUAGCGAAGCGUGUGUUCAAUUUAAGGGACAGUGGCUUAUGUACUUCGGCGAGGCCGAUACGUACCUAGGAGUUGCAUCUGCACCUGUGCAGCCGUGAUAACAUUGAGAGUUGAAAGAUGAGUUUCAAACUACCACACAGGGCUCUAAGCCACAC
Talaromyces proteolyticus is the source of this 1098-nucleotide messenger RNA. RefSeq names its product Mannoside phosphorylase. NCBI's taxonomy places the organism in Eukaryota, Fungi, Ascomycota, Eurotiomycetes, Eurotiales, Trichocomaceae. Bases 1 to 1041 code for a protein of 346 amino acids. The transcript is spliced from 2 exons. The record is from RefSeq and is a predicted model, not a curated record.